AUGGUCCGGUCAUGCUCUGCUGCUAAUUGUGUCAACCGGCAGACGGCGCUUACGAGACGCAAAGGGAUAACAUUCCACAGAUUUCCCAAAGAGGAGUCUCGGAGGACGCUGUGUGGGUGAAUGCCGUGUCCCACUCUCACGCUGCGGUUGGUAGUGAAUGGACCCCUUCUGUCCACAGCUCUCUGUGCUCCCAGCACUUCCACGAUAAACAGUUUGAUCGAACCGGGCAGACGGUGCGGCUCAGGGACUCUGCGGUCCCUAUGAUAUUUUCGACCUUCAGCUUUGCAAAGAUGCCAAGACACUGCUCCGCUCUCGGCUGCACCACUCGGGAUUCUCGGCUGACCAGGGAGAACAACAUCUCAUUUCACAGGUUACCAAGAAAAGAGGACCCUCGGCGAAACCUGUGGAUUGCGAACUGCAGAAGAACGGACCCAAGCGGUAAUGGGCUUUGGGACCCCUCCUCAGAAUAUGUGUACUUCUGCUCUAGGCACUUUGAGAAGAACUGUUUCGAAGUAACAGGAAUAAGUUGCUAUCAUCGUCUGAAGGAAGUCGGCCCACUUCCAGCCCUAUAUUUACACCUUACAACAUUAACCCCAGAGGGGUAUACUCCAAAAUCAAGGCACACAAAAGUAAGAAAACAACAAAGGCAAAAAGUAAAAAGGAAAUUAGACUUUUUGAGGAGUGAUCACGCAGCCGCGUGCGAAACUGCUGAUCCUUCGGGCAACCAGUGUUUUGAUGCUAGGAGGUAUGACGGCGUACCAACACCAGACUUGGUGAACUUCCACGGACUCUGCCCUGAAAACAUUGAUAUCCCAGGCGAUGCCGCCCCAGCCGAAGGAGCAUUGGCAACCACUGUAGACCACCAGAUGCAUCCAGAGGCCACGCUGGAAGAUAUAGAGGUGGGAACUGUAAUCGGCGGACCUCUCUCAGACUUAGAAUUGUCUCAUGUACAGGAAGAUAUGUCUUCUGAGAUAUGCGUAAACACGGACCCGGAAGGGUCCGCGGAGGGGGUUGGAGAACAGCCGCGCCCAGUGUCUCCUUCAGUCUACAUGAUGCGCAUCCCCCAGCCGCCGGGGGCCUAUAUUCAGAACGAGCACAGCUACCAUGUGGGGAACGCACUGCUUUUGGAAGAAGAGAGCAGAAGCCGCAUUAGAGGCAUUGACCAAAGUCCAGAGACAGCUGGAAGCUUGCAGACGGCGGGAGCAGAGGCUUCGCCUUCGCAUCUCUGCGUUACAGCAGGAGCACUUGCGGGAAAGGCGCGCACAAUCAGACGUCCGAGAGAAGCUGAAGGAGCAUCUGCAAGUGUUUGAGCUUCAGCUUAUAAAUGACUUUGUGUAA
This is a messenger RNA of Staurois parvus, 1338 nucleotides long. The record is from the annotation of a GenBank genome assembly. NCBI's taxonomy places the organism in Eukaryota, Metazoa, Chordata, Amphibia, Anura, Ranidae.